AUGUUAUUUAUAAUCCUAGUUACAUCACUGUCAAUUUUAGUGGCGUUGUUCUACAUAAAGUGGUUGAAAGUGAGGAGCUACUGGGCCGAGCGCGGGGUCCCGUUUGUUCCGCCCAAUCCUUUUGUGGGUAACCUUACUUUCUUACAGAGGAAAAAUCCCUCAAUAUGGAUGCGCGACGUAUACACGCGGUACCGCGGCCCCUAUGUCGGCAUGUGGCUGUUCUGGCGGCCGGCCCUCAUCAUCAACAGCCCCGAGCUGGCCCGCAAUAUCCUGGUGCGAGACUCCGGGAACUUCCGGAACAAGUUCAUGACUGCGAGCUCCAAGGAUCCUAUUGGUUCACUCAACUUGUUAUUCUUGAAGGAUCCAGCCUGGUCAAAUCUUCGUCGUCGCCUCACCGUGUCCUUCACAUCGGCCAAGCUAAAGAGCGUGCGAGCUGUCGCCGUUACCAAGUCCCAAGAUCUGGUAAAGCGGAUCCAAAACGACGCGGCCACUCUUUUGCAGAAGAUGUUUGCGGACUACACAACGGAUCUCUUCAGCAUAACCGCCUUCGAGCUGGCGAGCGACGCGACGCUGACGAGCGAGGGCGCAAUACGCGAAAUCACCAGAGACAUCAUGAGGUUCUCGCUCUAUCGCGGCAUAUCGUGGUGUUCGGCAUUCUUUUGGCCGGAGCUGGCUGAGUUGCUCGGGCUUCCCAUUGUACCGAAGAAAUCGUCUCAAAGCCUACGGAACAUCUUCAAGGUUAUCUUCAAACACAAACACGUGGAUCUGAACAAGGAGCCAUGGACACUGUUGGAUGUGCUGAUGCAGCUGAAGAAGAGAAGUGAGGAAGAGGGCAAUGCAUACUCUGAGGACUUCAUCAUUGCCCAAGCGGUGGUGAUGCUGAUUGGAGGGUUCGAAACUUCCUCCGCCACGCUCACUUACAUCAUCUACCAGCUGACUCACUCUCCUGACGUCCAGGAAAAGUUAUAUCAAGAACUUUUGGAAGCGAAGGAGAAACAUGGCUACAAACUGGACGCCAUAGUUGCAGAAUCUACCUACAUGGACUGUAUUAUUAAAGAGACCCUCCGAAUAUUCCCACCCAUGGCCUGGUUGGACAGAGUGGCCUUGGAGGACUACAAAGUGGAUGAUAACCUCACCAUCCCCGCUGGUAUGCCGAUCUACGUGAACGGAGUAGGCAUGCAGGUGGACCCGCAGUACUACGACGACCCUUACACCUUCGACCCAGAGCGGUUCUCGGCCGAGAAUGAGAAGAACAUCCCCGCGUAUACCUUCAUGCCGUUUGGUGAUGGACCUAGGGCUUGUAUAGGGAGGCGUUUCGCAAUAGUCGCCCUGAAGCACGCCAUGGCAGCCAUCUCACUGAACUACAGGGUAGAGCCCUGUCCGGGGAGCCCCAAGCCGAUGGACGCAGAGAUCGAGAAGAGAGGACUGUUCCUGAUGCCGGGAGAGGACCUGAAAGUUAACUUUAUACUGAGAGAAUAA
Molecule: messenger RNA, 1479 nt
Organism: Aricia agestis (brown argus)
Lineage: Eukaryota; Metazoa; Arthropoda; Insecta; Lepidoptera; Lycaenidae
Product: cytochrome P450 6k1-like
Exons: 9
Coding region: 1-1479 (492 amino acids)
Molecular function (GO): iron ion binding; heme binding; monooxygenase activity
Source: RefSeq, a predicted model, not a curated record